This is a messenger RNA of Alternaria alternata, 216 nucleotides long. RefSeq names its product DUF1777-domain-containing protein. Gene Ontology annotation, cellular component: precatalytic spliceosome. Bases 1 to 216 code for a protein of 71 amino acids. The transcript has a single exon. Gene Ontology annotation, biological process: RNA splicing. The record is from RefSeq and is a predicted model, not a curated record. NCBI's taxonomy places the organism in Eukaryota, Fungi, Ascomycota, Dothideomycetes, Pleosporales, Pleosporaceae.
AUGGCAGACACACGACAGAAGCCUGACGACAUGGACGACGACGAGUGGGAGAUGCUGAAGGUCAUGGGAUUCGGAGGGUUCAAAAGCACAAAGAAUACAAAGGUUCCGGGCAACGAUAAGAAUUUUGGGGUGAGAAAGGACAAGCAGUUGCAGGCUAGGCAGUAUAUGAACAGACAGGGUGGAUUCAACAGGCCAUUGAGUCCCAGUCGGAUGUAG